AUGGAUGCAUGGACUCAUCUUCGUGAUCUAUUCCAAGACAAUGAACAUUCCAAAGCCGUGACCCUUGAACAGGAAUUCUCCUCUACUCAUAUGCAUGAUUUUCCUAAUGUCUCAGCGUACUGUCAACGGCUUAAAAUAUUAUCCGAUCAACUUAAAAAUGUUGGAGCUCCGGUUAACAAUAGCGGCUUGGUGUUACAGUUGGUCGAGAGUUUAACUGAUGCAUAUAGCAGUGUUGGGAUGUUGAUUCGUCAAAGUAAGCCACUUCCCCGCUUUUACCAGGCUUGCUCCUUGCUCACUCUCGAGGAAGCCGGCUUUGCCAAGAAUGGGGCUACCAAAAUUGAGUCUGCCAUGUUCUCUAGUGGCUCCGAUGGUGCUACUUCUUAUCCCAACACAAAGCCACAAAGUCGUGGUAAUGGCAACAAAAACAACACCAAAAACAAGAAUCGCAACAACAACGGGGGUGGUUGA
Molecule: messenger RNA, 468 nt
Organism: Humulus lupulus (European hop)
Lineage: Eukaryota; Viridiplantae; Streptophyta; Magnoliopsida; Rosales; Cannabaceae
Exons: 1
Coding region: 1-468 (155 amino acids)
Source: RefSeq, a predicted model, not a curated record